GCUUCUACUCAGUAGCUACGCAGAACUCGUGCUGUUAAGUUUAUCUUGUGCUUCCUCCCUGGGAAACUUACCGUCAGCUCCGUGUACUAACAAAUCUCACUGCAAUAUGAAGGAGAGAAGGACUCCCCAGCCCGCUGUGGUCAGAUGCAAGUUGGUAUUAGUGGGGGAUGUGCACUGUGGGAAGACUGCCAUGCUGCAAGUGUUGGCUAAGGAUUGCUACCCAGAGACUUAUGUACCUACUGUAUUUGAAAACUACACAGCCAGCCUGGAGACAGAGGAGCAGCGUGUGGAGCUCAGCCUAUGGGAUACAUCAGGUUCCCCCUAUUACGAUAAUGUCAGGCCACUCUGCUACAGUGAUUCUGAUGCAGUUCUGCUUUGCUUUGAUGUUAGUCGACCAGAAAGUUUGGAUAGUGCCGUAAAAAAGUGGAAGACUGAAGUAAUGGACUAUUGCCCCAGUACAAGAAUACUUCUAAUUGGCUGCAAAACAGAUCUUCGUACUGACCUCAGCACAAUCAUGGAACUGUCCAAUCAGAAGCAGGUUCCCGUCUCUUAUGAGCAGGGUUGUGCUGCUGCUAAACAGCUUGGUGCAGAGAGCUAUCUGGAGUGUUCUGCUUUCACAUCAGAAAAAAGCGUUCACAGCAUAUUCCGAGCUGCAUCAUCAGUGUGUCUGAGCAAGCCUUCUCCACCCAGUCGCAGAAGCCCAGUGCGUAGUCUAUCGAAGAGACUGUUAAAUAUACCCAGUCGUUCUGAGAUAAUUUCUUCGACUUUUAAGAAAGAGAAGGCCAAGAGCUGUUGUCUUAUGUAGGACUGUGCCUGGAGUACAGCAUGUGGACUCUUGUAUCAGACUCCGGACAUUUCCUUGCAUUCUAGAUCACCGUUGGAAGACUAGCAGGGUGGGCCCUGGGGGUGACGUUUAUGGAAUCUAUAACCUCACCCCCAGGAUUGAGCUGGCACAGAGGCUUGGAAAGAGAAGGGCUGAAGAAAAAGAUUUGCACAAAGACUGAUUUCACAUGAAGGAGGAAAUAUAAACCAGAAACGUGUGGGCAGUGUGUUUUAGUGACCACAUAAAAGCUGCUUUUAAUAGUUAUCCCGUCCCAUACCUUUUUGGUAAUGUCCAUGGACUUGCCAGAAAAAUCAUUGCAGUGUUAACCCUGGUACUUUUUUGCCUGUACGCUACUGUAUAGGUCGCAGCUACUGGGAAAGCCAAUGGGCAAAAGUGUCAUCUUCCCGUUCCUUGGGCUGUAAGGACUGUAAAUUAUUUUUAUUUUAUUUUUUAUCAACUGUCUGUAUGUGCUUGAUCUGUAAUACUAAAUUUAUUUAUUGAAAAUGUCAAAUGACAUCGUUUUCAGAGCCUCUUGAACCUAGGAUAAUCUUGUUUUACACUUAUCUUCUUGCAAUUCUACUACUGUACUCAAGUCUGAGUGUAAUCUUGUUUACAACUGCUGGUGUUUGGUUAGUGACCAGUUUGUCAUGCUGGAUUAUGCGACUCACAGUUCACCAGCAGUAUCAGACAUAUUCAUCAUAACGGCAAUAGCAGGUGGUGACGUGUGUUGCCAUUUGGCAAAUAUUUCAUUGCAAUUUCAAAAGUGCGUUCAAUCGGCAAAUAAAUGAAUUGGCCCAAUA
Molecule: messenger RNA, 1623 nt
Organism: Pelobates fuscus (common spadefoot toad)
Lineage: Eukaryota; Metazoa; Chordata; Amphibia; Anura; Pelobatidae
Gene: RND1
Product: Rho family GTPase 1
Exons: 5
Coding region: 107-805 (232 amino acids)
Biological process (GO): small GTPase-mediated signal transduction
Cellular component (GO): cytosol
Molecular function (GO): GTP binding; protein kinase binding; GTPase activity
Source: RefSeq, a predicted model, not a curated record